Molecule: messenger RNA, 1343 nt
Organism: Ziziphus jujuba (common jujube)
Lineage: Eukaryota; Viridiplantae; Streptophyta; Magnoliopsida; Rosales; Rhamnaceae
Product: protein SGT1 homolog
Exons: 10
Coding region: 98-1180 (360 amino acids)
Biological process (GO): protein stabilization; defense response to fungus
Cellular component (GO): cytoplasm; nucleus
Molecular function (GO): protein-folding chaperone binding
Source: RefSeq, a predicted model, not a curated record
GGAGGGAGUUGGAGUCAAUCCAAUUGUGUCUCACUAAACAAUUCACAGAUCGCAGUCUGAAUCCCCUCCAAGUUCUAGACCUUUCUUCUCUUUAGCCAUGGCUUCCGAUCCCGAAAAGAAAGCCAAAGAGGCUUUCAUCGACGAUCACUUCGAGCUCGCCGCCGAGCUCUACUCCCAAGCUAUCUCUCUCAACCCUAACAACGCCGAGCUCUAUGCCGACCGUGCUCAGGCCAACAUCAAACUCAACAAUUCUACCGAGGCUGUUGCGGAUGCGAACAAGGCAAUUGAAUUGGAACCAUCAAUGGCAAAAGCAUACUUGCGUAAAGGCACUGCCUGCAUCAAGCUUGAGGAAUAUCAGACUGCUAAGGCAGCCUUGGAAACAGGUGCUUCUUUGGCACCAGGAGAUGCAAGAUUCACUAGUCUGAUAAAAGAAUGUAAUGAUCGUAUUGCAGAGGAAACUAAUGAUCAAUCAAAGCCUUCAUUAGAAGUCACAAGAAAUGUACCUAUAGAAGACCCUGAACCUGUUCAGACUGUGAGUGAUACUUCCAGUCAGGUUGCAGAAACUUCUGUCAAACCAAAAUACAGGCAUGAACACUACCAGAAGCCUGAAGAAGUGGUUGUAACUAUAUUUGCUAAAGGCAUACCAGCUGAAAAUGUUUCUGUUGACUUUGGUGAACAAAUACUAAAUGUAAGCAUUUCUGUUCCUGGUGAAGAUACGUAUCAUUUUCAGACUCGCUUAUUUGGGAAGAUAAUACCUGCUAAGUGCAGGUAUGAUGUUUUGUCUACCAAAGUUGAAAUUCGCCUUGCAAAAGCUGAACCAAUACAGUGGACAUCUCUUGAAUUCAGCAAGAAAAAUGCUGUUCCUCAAAGGGUUACUGCUUUAGUUAGUGGAACUCAAAGGCCAAGUUACCCAUCUUCAAAACCAACAAAGGAUUGGGACAAGCUUGAAGCCCAAGUGAAGAAGGAGGAGAAAGAAGAGAAACUAGAUGGAGAUGCAGCUUUGAACAAAUUUUUCCGGGAGAUAUAUCAGGAUGCUGACGAAGAUACAAGAAGAGCUAUGAAAAAAUCUUUUGUGGAGUCAAAUGGGACGGUGCUUUCUACCAAUUGGAAAGAAGUAGGCUCAAAGAAGGUGGAAGGAAGUCCUCCUGAUGGCAUGGAGUUGAAGAAAUGGGAGUAUUAGAGUUUUUAAUGCAUUUUGAACUACUGUACUCUUGAAAAUUGGGUGUUCUGUUACAUUGGAAAUUUGCUCAAUCUAGAGUCGAAAAGUUUUUGUGGCAGCAUGGUUGUGAUUGAAUGUCUUUUUGUUCUAUUGUUAAAAUCAGGGACAACCUCUAUUUUUUUUU